GUAGCCCGACUCACAAAUUCUGGGUAAUGUUCAUGCACGUUGGCUGCCUGGUUGGGUUGUUUUCAAGAAUUUCUUGCCCCAUUGUAACCCAAAUUCCUCCACACAACUUCGCUAAGUUGAACUCGGAAAGUCUGCAGCGUAUACUUGAGGUAUUUUUGCGGUGACUAAUGACAUAACUGGCAUCUAGAAGCUGUUUCUUCGCCAAACAACUAUCGCAGGAAGUUGAGCUAUCGCUUGCAACGCUUCCCUUGUCAUAGUAAUGGCGGACGUGUCGGACGAAAGUUAUGCCGCUGAAACACACAGGUCCAAAUACAAAAAGGAUAGAACUGAUCGACGAGAACGAAGGGGUAAUCGUUAUGGUGAUGUCAUAGAUGGAAGUACAUCGCCUUCGAAGGAAAACAAGAGUCCAGGUUUAGAAGACAACGGGGUUGCCAAUGACCUUGCUAAUAGUAGUGCCGAUCGAGAUACGGGGAGACGAGAUAGGGAGAGACGAGAAAGGCGGAAACCCAGAGAUGAAGAAGCUAAUGUCAGUGUGAACGACGAGGCGCCUGUUGAAGGUGCAACAGCAGCCAGUGAGGAAACAACGCCGAAGAAGAGCCUCAAAAAAGACAGAAAGAGCGAAAGUGCAGGGCAUAAGAGACAAGCCAAGAGACAUUUGAGGGAAAAAAGAAGGUCAACCGGAGUUGUUAUGAUGCCUGGUGGAGCCGAUGCAGAUAGCGAAGGCGACGAUGAUACGAAGCAAGUAAAAGCAAAUACGCAACAGAACGAGCAAGCCAACGACGAUGAAGCAAUAGAGGAUUCUCCCAAAAGUAAAGGAUCAAACAAAAGAAUAGAGCAAAAAGUUCAAAAGGAUAGUGAAACCAUCCAAACGCAAAAACUGCUUGAAAAGAUAGAGGAUUAUGAAAGUCAGUUAGAAGACUACAAAUCUGAGCUUGAUAAAGCAAACAAGGAGCUGGAAACACUACGGACAGAGAACGCUCGCUUGAAGGAUGAAAACAGCUCUUUAUUACGAGUUAUAAGUCAAAUAUCAGCAAUGAAACCAGUGAAGUAGGCUUCAAACUGCUGAAAUCUUCAUUUAUUUGGCUGCAGUAGAAUUAUUUUUGUUAAACUGAUUUUGUCAAAUGGAUGGCAGCCAUUCCACAUUAACACAUUUUCCACAUGGAGGAAUGGAAUUCUUCUUGGAGUAAAGCAUAAUGCCAUUGUUGAAUUGUCACUCUUGAUGAUUGCUUAUCACAAAAGGAUGCACAAGUUUGACUAAAUGGAUAAUGUCAUUCUUUGGUUUGUAUAGCUUGAAAAGUUAUAGGCUGUUUUUAUGAAGUAUUUAGCAAAAGUUAGUUUGGCUUGGAACUUUCCAUUGUAGUGCAAUGUUGAAUAGAACAGGUAACAGGCUAAGGAAAGAGACUUGACAUUUUUAUGCUUUGUUGCUGAAAAGCUGUUCUUUUUUGUAGAUAGUAAGAAUGUGCUUAGUAUUGCAGUGGAUAUGCUUGGGAAAAAAAUACCUUACUAAGAUCAGGUGAUCUUAGUAAGUUUUUUGGGGCAUUUUUGUCAUACAGUAACAUGCCUAUGAGAGUAUUGAAUUUUUACUUGUUGUGUAAGGGGUUGUGUAGUAAGCCAUACUCUCUUUUGAAAUAUAGUUAUUAUUUGUUUUCAAGUUUA
Messenger RNA from Pocillopora damicornis (cauliflower coral), 1656 nucleotides. RefSeq lists its product as uncharacterized. NCBI's taxonomy places the organism in Eukaryota, Metazoa, Cnidaria, Anthozoa, Scleractinia, Pocilloporidae. The record is from RefSeq and is a predicted model, not a curated record. Gene Ontology annotation, molecular function: protein kinase binding. Gene Ontology annotation, biological process: apoptotic process.